GGACAAUUGGAUCCAGCUGAUAUUUGACAAAGAAGUUCAUGAUUCUAAGGGUGUUUUUUUUCACUACCACAAGAUGGCGCUGUAUCCCAAUAGAGGCGCUGCUUUUGACCGGGUGCAAGAGAAAGCAGCAGCCCUCAGAGAUAAGAGGGAUAACGGAAGGAUGAGUUUCUUCUCCCCAUCCUCCCUGGGCUGUGGUUCAUGCUGCCUUCUGUCCAACAAGACGAUGAGAUCCUCUGCAUCACAACACCUCAAUGCCUUCUGCCAUGCAAGUGGAAGCCUCUCCCAGUGUCGCUCCACAAAAAAGUCCUGCAACAUAGCACUGAUGAAGCUUCCCAUCUCAAGCUACUCCAUAAGCAGAGGAUUAACAAACCAUAGGCAUGCCCUUUUGCUUGUAAUUCAACUGCUGAGUAGAGGAGGAGGAGAAGAUGAUGAUGGUGGUGGUAGUCCAGAAAUACUGGCAUGGUCAAGUGUCCAGAUCCAUUGCAUGGUUGCAAGGGAUGAUGGGAAAGCCAUUCUUCUAGACCCAUCCUCACCUGGCUCUGGCCCUAUGAAGGAAAAACUCACUUCCAAUGCAGCUACAUCAUUUGUACCUCAUCAUGGAGAGAGGGGGCAAGUUAUUGUUGCAACAAAACCAAAGAUUCUCUGCUGUGACCUCUGUCUCUUUCCCGGGGAAUCCAAGUCAUAUAUUUAUCAGGAGCAAUUGCCCUCAAAUGGACCACCAUCAUAUCGAGGACCAGUUAUACGAUAUUGGUACAAGUUGACCAUUGGCACCCAACGAGUCGGUUCUCCCAUUCGACUCGUCCGCAUCCCUCUCCGGGUUCUCCUCCUCCAAGAGAUGGGUUUUGAGAGUGAGAGCGAUCGAGUUGCCCCAUCUAAUCCCUUCCUCUCCUCCUCCCACAAGGAGUCGCCUCUUGAAGUGGCCAUGCAGAUCCUUCAGAAUGCAACUGUAAGAAGAAGUCCAAGCCCCUAUAAUGUGACACAUACAGAAGGCAGAGUUGGGAAGUUCUGUCUUUUCAAGAUGGGAUAUAAACUUGGAGAAGAUAUCAUUGGGACUUUUGACUUCACUACAGCUCAAGUCCCAUGUGUUCAGGUGAGCUGGCUGACUAGUUCCCAUGAUUUGAUCAAAGAUGACCUUUCUAAUCAUAUGAACACCAAUUUGCCCUUCCUACAAGUUACUCUCCAAUUGAGCUAUCUAUUCAUAGUUGUGAGCCUGGAGUGGCAACUUCACUUCGAGUUUGUGGUGAGUCGCACCGGGGUGGUGGCAUUCCAUCCACCUGAGGAGUUGACCCAACCGGGUUCCUGGACCGCACCCCGACACCUGGACAUCGAGACCAUGGUCUGGGAUCUCCCCAUCCGAGUCUUCCCGUCCAGCCCACUCAAUGUCGCCCAGGGCUUACACAUGGAAUCUCGCGUCACGUCGCAACUGUGAGACGGGAGACGAGAGACUCGAACGAGGUCGACCGGGAUUCGUAUUUUCGUGAUCUUCUCGUACUUGCAUCUGCUUGUGAAUGAAAAUUAUGCAAGUCCAAGAUGUAAUGAUCCCUUGUGCUGAGCCUCACAUCUUUUUGUUCUUGCUACCGGUUCCUCCUUGCCAGGUUUGUAGAUGCAGGGGUUCAUCCCAUAUGUGCCACAUUCCCAAUCUGAGGAUUCAAUAUAUAAAAACUUUGAAAAGUGAAUAUAUGAUUUUGUAAUACAUAAUAAUUUUAUUAUGGUUUCAGUGACUGAAAUGGAGGAAUGGAAAAUACAACAAAUAUUGAGAGUUCA
Molecule: messenger RNA, 1764 nt
Organism: Darwinula stevensoni
Lineage: Eukaryota; Metazoa; Arthropoda; Ostracoda; Podocopida; Darwinulidae
Source: the annotation of a GenBank genome assembly